Molecule: messenger RNA, 1605 nt
Organism: Lodderomyces beijingensis
Lineage: Eukaryota; Fungi; Ascomycota; Pichiomycetes; Serinales; Debaryomycetaceae
Source: the annotation of a GenBank genome assembly
AUGCCCGUUCAGUCGCCGUUAUCAUAUAGCGGGUCACCCAUCUCGAUCCGCGACACGCCUUUGCUAUCGUCGGUGAUAUCGAAUGACCCCCUGGCAAUUGUCGAUUUCAUCCAGCGUCAAGAACGAAGAAACUAUCGUGUGGGGAUCACGUUGUUGGUGGUAUCGGUCGUGACGUGGGUCACGGGGCUCGAGUUGGUGAAUGGUGUUCUCAAGACUAGCGACUACCGCAAACCGGUGCUAUUUGCCAUCAUCACCGGCUCGUGUUUCUUGGUCAAUUUCCUCCCUGAUCUAUUGCUCAUACCACAACUAUUCAAGCGGAAAAAGCAAGCGCAUGAAACGGGCGAGAUCGAGCCCUUGUUGACUAAACGCGAGGAGAAGGAAGCCCAGAAUGAAGAAGAGAUGACUGGUGCGCAAGUUGCCACACUAGCGUUUUACAUUGCUGUGAUUUAUUUCACCUACAAUUUGCUCGUGAUGGAGGCGUUGCAGUACACAUCUGCCAGCAACCAGACGGUGAUUGGCUCCACGACGGCGGUGUUCACGCUCUUGAUGGGAUGUGCGUUAAACACGGAAAGAUUCAGUCUCAAGAAGGCCAUCUGCGUGUGUUUUAGCUGUCUUGGCGUGUUUUUAGUCAACACCACCGCUAGGAAAUCCGACGGCGAGGGCAAGUUUGAGCCCAAGGACCCCAAGUUGGGCAACACGCUCGCUUUAGCUGGUGCGUUCCUCUAUGCGUGCUAUUUGCUCGUGAUGCGCAUCAAGUGCGGGGGCUCGAGCGGGAAAACCACCAACGAGAGACGCUUGUUUGGCUACGUGGGCGUGAUUACAAUUCUAAUGGGGAUCCCCAUCUUGAUCGCGGCGGAUUUCUUUGGCGUCGAGACGUUUGAGUUGCCUCCUCCGCUGGAAAGAUCAACCAUCUUCACUAGCGUGUUCAUAAACGGGGUGUUUUCCGUCAUAUCGGAUUUCACCUCCAUCUUGGCGAUGCUCUUGACGAGCCCGCUCGUGGUCUCGCUCACUUUGACCUCGUCGAUCCCCAUCACCAUCUUUGUCGAUUACAUGAUCUUGAUCUGGACGGGCGAGCCCAUCCACUCCACCAGCUUUGUGUAUGUCUUGGGCAUUCUAUGCAUUCUUGUUGCUGUCUUGAUGGUGAAUUUGAAUUCAUCAGCUACGGAUGAGAUGAUUGACGAUGUGAUUGAAGAUGCCUUGGGCAACGCCAUCACGCACGAUCAGGUGUUGUCGCCCAUAUUGUCGCCGUUAUUGGAGAGACCCUCGCUUUCGAUGAAGCCUUUCCUUGUCAAGUCCCCACUUUGGCAGCAGCAGCAACAGGAGGCGACGACGACGACACUGCUGCUGCUGCUGCUGAAGAUGCUGGUGUUGCACCUGCCUCCUGCGACCAGAGUUGAUAUCCCCAGGAUACCAAUGUUCAAUUUGAACGAAAACGAUGAAAGCCCACCCACACAUAACCGGAACCACCAUCCUAAACUAUACGAAUCGCCAAGCAGCUACCAGAGCAACCCACAAUUGCCAUCGUUUGUCGUUACUUCUGGUAACAACCACCGCUAUCGAAUCGAAUUAAAAGACGAAAACGACGAUACACUUAUAGACGUUUGA